AUGCAACAAACCUUCGAGACCACGGCCACCAAGAACUCAUCUGAGGGGAGCUAUUCCUUGUUUGUGCUUGGAUUUGGUUUGUGGUGCAGCUUUGGAGUUCUCAUGCUGGUGAUGCUGUCAGGCAGAGGAGCCACCAUCAGUGCGAUCAGCCCAGCAAAUGAGUCGUGCGCCUCUGCCAGCCACGAGCCAAUCUCCAUCUCCAAAUGGGUAACUGGUCUCAUGGCGGAAGGGAAGACAUCACCCCUCAGGGACCCCCGCAUGGAAGCACCUGAUGACAUCACCAUUCGCCUUGCCCACCUUGCUGUCACCUGCACUGCCAUGCCCACCGCCUCCCGCCCCUCCAUGUCCCGAGUGACCCAAUACCUGGAAAUUAUACGAGAGGAGGCGGGAGGGGGGGAUGCGAGAGUGAGUGCUGCAGCGAGGGUUGACGAGAAGCUGUCGAGUCAGCGGUUACGGAGGAGCAUGGAGGAGGAUCUAGCGUUGCUGAAUGAGCAAGUCAUGCAUGAGGGUGACACAACGGCUGUCUCUGUACAGACAUGA
Closterium sp. Naga37s-1 is the source of this 540-nucleotide messenger RNA. NCBI's taxonomy places the organism in Eukaryota, Viridiplantae, Streptophyta, Zygnematophyceae, Desmidiales, Closteriaceae. The record is from the annotation of a GenBank genome assembly.